UUUUUUAAAUUUAAAAAACUUUUUUUUAAACAAACAAAUCAAAAUAUGUCAAAGAAAGCUGUUGGAAAUUUAAUUGAUGAAUCAAAUAAACAACGUUCACUUCUUUCUGAUACUUCUCAACAUAUUGGAGGAGUUAAUGCUUGGAUUAGAGGAGCAAUUGGUGGAGUAACCAGAAGAAGGCGUGAACAAGAAAAUCAGCAACAAAAAACAUUUUCUUUCCAAAAUGUUGAAAAUAAAAAAGAAAAUGGGGGAGAUUUUAGUAAAUUAAUUGAUACUGCCCCUAAAGAGAAUACUGGAAUUAAAUCUGGGGGAUUAGAUAUUAUUGAUAUUAAAGCAUUACAGAGGAAAAGGGAUCAAGCAGAAUUUACUAGAAAUCGAAUAGAAGAGGAAAUGAGAGAAAAUCAUCCAUUUUUUGAUUCCCCUCUUUUUAUUGUUGGAAGAAAUUCAAGACUUAGAAGAUGGUGUUUGUUUAUUGUUGAAGCUAAAUAUUGUAUUAUAGACGAACAAAUGAAUGGAUCUUUUCGUGGAAUUAAUAAUUUUAAAAAUAUUUCUACAACAAGAAAACCUCUUGUUUCAUUAAAUAAAUAUAAACAAAUUAAACAAUUAAUUGGGUUACUUACUUAUUUGGAUUGGACAAUGGUUUUAAUUACUUUAUUUUCAUGUUUUGCUAUGCUUUUUGAAUCUCCUUGGCCUAUUUCUGGCGAAAAUAUGAUUUUUAAAAAUAAAUAUUUUGAGGCUUGUGAUUUUAUUUUUGUGUUAGCAAUGAGUAUUGAAUUAACACUUAAAAUUGUUGCUCAUGGACUUUUCUUUACCCCAAAUGCUGUUGUACGUGAUGUUGGUGGAUUUGCUACACUUUUUAUUUUUGGAAGUUCUUUAUGGUAUUUAAUUUGGAUGCCAAAAUAUGUUCAAGAAAAUUCAUUUGCACAAUUUUUAAUGAUUUGUAGAGCUAUGCGUCCCCUUCGGAUUUAUACUUUAGUUCCGCAUAUUCGACAAGUUGUCGUUGAACUUUGUAAAGGAUUUCGUGAAAUUCUUUUAGUUACAAUUCUUCUAAUUCUUUUUAUGUUUAUGUUUGCAAGUUUUGGUUUGCAAUUUAUUGGUGGAAAGUUAGCUGCUUGUAAUGACCCAACAAUCACUUCUAAGGCAAUUAAAAUAUUAAAUUUAAUUUAA
Messenger RNA from Meloidogyne enterolobii, 1167 nucleotides. The record is from the annotation of a GenBank genome assembly. Lineage: Eukaryota; Metazoa; Nematoda; Chromadorea; Rhabditida; Meloidogynidae.